Molecule: messenger RNA, 1899 nt
Organism: Trypanosoma conorhini
Lineage: Eukaryota; Euglenozoa; Kinetoplastea; Trypanosomatida; Trypanosomatidae
Exons: 1
Coding region: 1-1899 (632 amino acids)
Source: RefSeq, a predicted model, not a curated record
AUGGAUGGGGAAAGCAGCGAGGGCCCCGAGUUGGGCGACAUCUUCGCGGCUCUGAAGGAGUCGGCGCAGGGGCAGUGGGACGCGGAUGCCGACGAGCUGCUGCUGAAGGGACUCGUGGCCCUGCAGGCAAAGUUCUUCGCCCGUUUCAGCUCCGUCCGCGGGGAGGUGGAGAGCCUUGUGACGGACGUCUGCACCGCCUCUGUCCAGGCGCAGAACGCCAUGAACUCCUUCGUCCUCCUCGCGCAAAAGCAGUUCGUGCAGAACCGCGUCUCCCUCGACGCCGAGGACGACGACGACGACGGCGAGGACGACGGCGAGGGUGCCCGCUCGCUGCCCGACGACGCGGCUGCGGGGGGAGACGCGGAGGCAACGGCGGCGCGCGCCUGCCAGGACGCCGUCGAGCUUGGCGUCCGCGUGCUGGAGACGCGGACGAUGCCGCUGUUUGCCCACGGCGCCGUCGUGGACGCGCAGGACGGGGACGACGGCGACAGCCGCUCCCAGUCCGCCGCGGACCCCUACCGCCACCGCCACUUCAUGGCGCUCAUUGGCUCGGAGCGCUUCCUUAACGACCCGUACGGCGGCUACUUCGAUGAGCCGAGCCCGCGGUCGUGGGGCUCCUCCGCCUCGGACCGUCCCUCAGACGCCACACCGGCGGCGGUGGAGCCGCGGCGGGGGCCGGCACUCAACACCGCCGCCGUUGCGCAAUCGACCACCGUACCGCCGCCGCCACCGCCACCGCCGCCACCGCCGCCACCGCCGCCACCGCCGCCGCCGCCGCCGACAAUGUCAUCGGCUCCACCUCCUCCACCUCCACCUCAAGCCGCGGUUGCGGCAAAAGCCGCGAAGGCGGAGCCGGCGGCACCUCAGCGCAAGAUAAUUUCUAUGACGAACCUUUUUUCUUCGUCUGAGAGUUCCGCGGAGCCGAGCGCCCGCCCGGGCCCAACGCCGCAGCCCAAGCCUGGUGGAAAGAGGGCAAGCGCGUUUUUCACGGGAGGGGGCUCAACAGACUCGCCCUCCGAGGAUUCGUCCACGGUGCCCACCCCAAAGUUCCUGGCCAAAGCUGCAGCAGGGCGAAGGGCUGUCAUGUUUGCAAAUGACUCAUCGGCUGACAGCAGCGGCAGACCUCCGCCGCCCCCGGCGAUGCAGGCCAGAAAGGCGCCGGCAAGAAAGCUCCCGAAUCGUACUCCAUCCACAUCUUCGUCCUUCUCUUCAGAAGAGGACCCCACAGAGGCCGCGCUGCCUCCUCGCGCCGUGCUUGACAAGGUCAGCGUUGGCACUUCUUCGACGAAGGCAUUGCCUAAGGCCGCCCCACGAAAGGCAGAGACGACGUCCUCUCCCUUCGACAGCAGUUUGAGUGGUGACACACACCCGGCCCUAACUGGCGUGACCCGAGCGGCUGCAGCUUCCUCCGGCAAAACGCCCUCGGGGGGCACCGCGCUAAGGCACGAGGAGGAGGGGGAGGAGGAGGUCUCUGUGCCCGCCGACGACAAGGAGCGACAGCCCAUGACUGCGGCUCCUGCCACUUCUUCCGCGCCCGCGGCCGCCCCUGCAUUUGCGGCAACGGGACAGAAACCGUCCUCAGAGGUGGAAGGGCCACCCCCAAGGACCAUCGUUCCUUCUUCCAGGCGCGCGGACAAGGCUCUAUCGACAUCCUCCUCAGAGGCGGAGGGCGCCUCAACCCGCAAGGUGCCUCCUUCAAACCUUCCAAGCAUCACAGUUGCAAAAAUUUCGCCGUCGCCGCCUCCCAAGAGAGUGGAGGCCAAAGGUAUGACUGAUUUGUACAGCAGCGACUCGGAUGUUGCAGAGGCCGCCUAUGCAGCUCCACGUGUGGUUCGCAAGCUAACGGCUAAGUGGGCGGCAAACCGGCGUCGCGUGUACAGCAGCGACUCGGAUAUUUGA